Messenger RNA from Oldenlandia corymbosa var. corymbosa, 960 nucleotides. Lineage: Eukaryota; Viridiplantae; Streptophyta; Magnoliopsida; Gentianales; Rubiaceae. The record is from the annotation of a GenBank genome assembly.
AUGGCGGAACACUUGGCGUCGAUUUUUGGGACGGAGAAAGACAGGGUGAACUGCCCGUUUUAUUUCAAGAUCGGAGCUUGUCGCCACGGUGACCGGUGCUCUCGUCUCCACACCAAGCCUAGCAUCAGCCCUACUCUGCUUCUCUCAAACAUGUAUCAGAGGCCUGAUAUGAUUACUCCGGGAGUCGAUGCUCAGGGGCAGCCGAUUGAUCCGCAGAAGAUGCAGGAACACUUUGAGGAUUUUUAUGAAGAUCUUUUUGAGGAGCUGAGUAAGUAUGGUGAGAUUGAGAGCUUGAAUAUCUGCGACAAUCUGGCUGACCACAUGGUGGGAAAUGUGUAUGUGCAGUUUAGAGAAGAAGAGCAGGCAGCAAAUGCCCUGAAAAAUCUCACUGGGAGGUUCUAUGCUGGUCGGCCAAUCAUUGUCGAUUUUUCUCCUGUUACGGACUUCCGUGAAGCUACCUGUAGGCAGUACGAAGAGAAUACCUGUAAUCGUGGUGGAUACUGCAAUUUUAUGCACCUUAAGAGGAUUGGCAGGGAGCUGAGGCGCCAGUUGUUUGGGAGGUCUCGUCGAAGGCAUAGUAGAAGCAGAAGCAGAAGUCCUUACAGGCACCGUAGUCAUGAAGAUCGUUCUCAUCGUCAUAGCAGAAGGCAGGAUGAGAGGGAUUACCACCAUGACAGCCGAAGCAGGAGGCGCCGAAGUGACAGUCCUGAACGUAGGAGGGGAAGAACUCGUAGCAGGAGCCCCGCUGGCAGGAGAGAUAGAAGCCCAGUUAGGGAUGGAAGUGAGGAGAGACGUGCCAGAAUUGAACAGUGGAACAGAGAAAGGGAGGAAGCUGAAGCAGGUAAUAAGUUCCAUGCUGAUUCCAGAAACAAGAAGGAUGAAAGGACCGAUAAUGGUUUCGUCCAAAAUGGAGAUGGUUAUUAUCAUCAGGAGCCGGAGCAGAAUGGAAAUGGACAUUAG